AUGACGACCCGCCAUCCGGAGUCCACUGAGGACUUCGAAUUCAUUGAAACCCCGGCGGCGCCUGAGCAGACCAAGCCUGCCUUCGACUGCGGUGUUCCAACCACCCUAUACCCGGCCAUCAAAAAUGCCCCCGUCCCUGCGGACUCGCCCGGCAGCGAUAGUUUCUCCAAUGGCUUGAUGAUCUUUCUCCUGAUCGUGGUGCCCUGGUACCUCGCUCGCCAGGUCGGCGGCGGUUUCUACACCACCAUCUUCUUUGCUAUCUUCACCACUGUCCCCACCGAGAAGGCCAAGUACUGUGGUCGCCCCGUCGAGCACUACCUGCAUUUCCACAGCGAGCAUGACCGUGCCACCUACCGUGGCAAGAGCAAGAUCCCCAUGGAGGUCUUCUACGAGAAGUACUUUAACGGCGAGGUUGACUUCAAGGGCGAUGCUCUGGAAGCUCUUGAGUACCGCCACGAUUGGGCCAACUUCAAGUUCACCAUGGGUCUCUUCAAGCACUUCCUGUUUGGUUUCAUCCCCGAGAUGCUUCUGCACACUCGUUCCCAGGACGAGGAGCAGGUCCGUGAUCACUACGACCGCGGUGACGAUUUCUACGCUUGGUUCCUUGGCCCCCGCAUGAUCUACACCUCUGGCAUUAUUAGCGACAUCAACAAGGAAGAGACCCUUGAAGAAUUGCAGGACAACAAGCUGGCUGUCGUCUGUGAGAAGAUUGGCAUCCAGUCCGGUGACAAGAUGCUUGACCUUGGCUGUGGCUGGGGUACUCUUGCCAAGUAUGCGUCCGUCCACUAUGGUGCUGAGGUCACUGGUAUCACCCUUGGCCGCAACCAGACCGCAUGGGGUAACAAUGGUCUCCGCAAGGCUGGCAUUGAGGAAUCCCAGAGUCGCAUUCUGUGCUCCGACUACCGUGAUGCUCCUCGUGUCGAGGGUGGCUACCAGAAGAUUACCUGUCUCGAGAUGGCUGAGCACGUUGGUGUUCGCCACUUCAGUUCUUUCCUCAGCCAGGUUUAUGAUAUGCUCGACGACGAUGGUGUCUUCUUCCUGCAGAUUGCUGGUCUCCGUAAGUCCUGGCAGUACGAGGACCUUAUCUGGGGUCUGUUCAUGAACAAAUACGUCUUCCCCGGUGCUGACGCUAGCACCCCCCUUGGCUUCGUUGUCGACCGUCUCGAGGGCGCCGGCUUUGAGAUCAAGGGCGUUGACACCAUUGGUGUCCACUAUUCCGCUACCCUCUGGCGCUGGUACCGGAACUGGAUGGGCAACCGCGACAAGGUUGAGGCCAAGUAUGGCAAGAGAUGGUUCCGCAUCUGGGAGUACUUCCUUGCUGCCUCCACCAUCACUUCCCGCCAGGGUGGUGCUACCUGCUGGCAGCUCACGCUCGUCAAGAACAUCAACUCCACCCAUCGUAUCGAUGGCAUCAACUCCCAAUUCGGUCUCACCGGAGCCCGCGAGGCCGCCAUCCAGCGUGCCAACGGCACUCUCCCUAAGGCCCACAUCAUCAAGAAGGACCUGUAG
This is a messenger RNA of Penicillium macrosclerotiorum, 1509 nucleotides long. Its product is annotated as putative cyclopropane-fatty-acyl-phospholipid synthase. The transcript is spliced from 5 exons. Gene Ontology annotation, biological process: cellular response to biotic stimulus. Bases 1 to 1509 code for a protein of 502 amino acids. The record is from RefSeq and is a predicted model, not a curated record. Lineage: Eukaryota; Fungi; Ascomycota; Eurotiomycetes; Eurotiales; Aspergillaceae.